Molecule: messenger RNA, 597 nt
Organism: Penicillium angulare
Lineage: Eukaryota; Fungi; Ascomycota; Eurotiomycetes; Eurotiales; Aspergillaceae
Exons: 2
Coding region: 1-597 (198 amino acids)
Source: RefSeq, a predicted model, not a curated record
AUGAAGCUCUCCGUCAUUCUCUCCACUUUGAUGGUCGCCGGCCUUGUCGGUGCAGCUCCUAUUGCUGAACCAGCAUCAAACGCCAUUGAGAAGCCCGGUCCUCCUCCCCAGCAUCCCAAUGGUAGUCCCCAUGGUGACGGCCACCCAAAGCGUGAAGUCUCGCACCCACCUGCCAACAACGGUCACCCCGGACCAAAGGAUCAUCCCAAGCGUGAGGUAGCUUCUACAGAUGAUUCGGAGCACGGACACCCGCCUCCUCCGCCUCACCACGGUGGCCACGGACACAAGCGUGAAGAGUCUACCGAGACUGAGACUGAACAUGGACACCCGCCUCCUCCACCUCACCACGGUGGCCAUGGACAUAAGCGCGAGGAAGAUACCUCGGAUGAAUCUGACCACCGACACCCACCUCCUCCACCUCACCAUGGUGGCCAUGGACACAAGCGUGAAGAAUCUACUGAAGCUGAGACCGAGCAUGGACACCCUCCUCCACCACACGGUGGCCACGGACACAAGCGCGAGGAAGAUACCUCGGAUGAAUCUGACCACCGACACCCACCUCCUCCCCCUCCCCACCACGGUGGUCACGGACACUAA